Messenger RNA from Poeciliopsis prolifica (blackstripe livebearer), 2618 nucleotides. It is a transcript of the gene bpgm, whose product is annotated as 2,3-bisphosphoglycerate mutase. Lineage: Eukaryota; Metazoa; Chordata; Actinopteri; Cyprinodontiformes; Poeciliidae. The coding region runs from base 427 to 1230 and encodes 267 amino acids. Gene Ontology annotation, biological process: glycolytic process. The transcript is spliced from 3 exons. The record is from RefSeq and is a predicted model, not a curated record. Gene Ontology annotation, molecular function: intramolecular phosphotransferase activity.
CACGGCGGGGAACGCCCACAAAGGCUGAUACGGCUCUCCGAUUGGACGACCGCCACGUUAGUCACCAACGCACCGAGCGGACGUUGCUGUGGCCUGGCGAUUCCUGUCAACAUUGACGAGAGUGUCGACGGCAUUUCUGUCGGGUUUUUUUCUUUUCUUUUCUUUUUUUUUUUUUUUUCCAAGUCCACCGGGGUAAGGCGAUGCAUUUCACUCAACACAGUUCGACCGUUUCUGGUGAAGAUUAGAAAUUACAUCGGCCUUGUCGCUUUACUGAACGGCUGUGCAGCGUUAACCGGCGCGCUGAUAGUCAGGACGCCGGGUCACCCAUCCUCCUGACCGCACCGUUCAUCAGCAAUGCUCCUGUUAUGGAUGACACCGAUACUACUGUUUUGAUUCUCUUUCUCAGUCGGGAUAAUUGAUGAGGCGAUGUCGACCCCUUCAGCAGAUCUUCGGAUGUCUAAGUACAGACUGGUUCUGCUGAGGCAUGGCGAAGGGGCCUGGAACAAGGAGAACCGCUUCUGCAGCUGGGUCGACCAGAAGCUGAGCAAGGAGGGGGUGGAGGAAGCCCGGGACUGCGGCAGGCUUCUCAAGGAGCAGGGAUACAAGUUCGACUUGGUGUUCACCUCCCUGCUCAGCCGCUCCAUCCACACGGCGUGGCUGGUGUUGGAGGCCAUGGGCCAGGAGUGGGUCCCCGUCAUCAAGUCGUGGCGGCUGAACGAGCGCCACUAUGGGGCCCUGAUCGGACUCAACCGGGCUGAGAUGGCUCUGCAGCACGGAGAGCAAAAGGUGAAGCAGUGGAGAAGGAGCUAUGACAUCACUCCGCCUCUGAUUGAUGAGUCCCACCCUUAUUAUGGGGAAAUCUACAACGACCGCAGGUACGCCAUGUGCGACGUGCCGAAUGAGAACCUCCCCCGAGCUGAGAGCCUGAAGGAGGUUCUGGACAGGCUGCUGCCGUACUGGAACAGCACUGUGGUCCCCGAGAUCCUGAAAGGCAAGACCGUCCUCAUUUCUGGUCACGGAAACAGCUGCAGGGCCAUCCUUAAACACGUGGAAGGUAUUUCGGACGAAGACAUCGCCAACGUGACUUUGCCCACCGGGGUGCCGGUGCAGCUGGAGCUGGACGAGAACCUCAAACCAGUGAAGCCUCGCCAGCUGCUGGGAGACCAGGCCAAGAUUCAGGCCGCCAUUAAAAAGGUGGAGGACCAGGGCAAGGCUAAACAAGCGACUUGACCACGCGCACGCACACACACACACACACACACACACACACACACACACACACACACACACACACACACACACACACACACACACACACACACACACACACUGCCUUUACUGCCUGCUGCCUGGAUUAUUACAUCCGGCAAGUAGCCGGAUGUAAUAAGUCUUAAACAGACUUGAAUUAUUCUGUAUAGCAGUAUUAGCCAAUAAUGAGAAGAACAACAACAACAACUCUCUGCAGUUGUGAGGUUCCUACGUCUCAAUGUUACACUUGCUACAAUGUGUGAUUGUUGGCUUGAACAGGAUACACUGGAAAUGUAGGAGAUCAGGAAAACAAUGUGUACUCUAAAUGUUUUAGCAAGCUGCUGUUCUGUGUUUUGUGUGUAAAUGUUUUGGGGAAAACUCUGCUCCUUGUCUUAGCUGUCUGUUUGUGGGUCUUGAUUUAUUUACUUAUUCUUUUCUACAGAAAGUAAUGAAGCAAAAACAAAAUCUGCAAAAGCUCAUAUUAGUCUUUUAAAGUAUAUAUUGCUGUUACAUUAGGACUUGCUAGAGAGCUUCAUGUAAUCUACUUAUUUAUUAAAUAACGCUCAAUAUAUUGUUAAAAUAUGCCAUUGCAAUCCCACAUUUGCAUGGAAAAAUCAUACAUUUGAAUUGCACAGUGGUUUGUUUAUACAGUGUUUACCUCUGGUACGGAACAAAAAUGUGGAUUGCACUCCUGCGGCUCACUAAUACCUGAAGUGGCUGUGAUCUGCACUUUUAACAAGAAGGUUUUCAAAUUUAAGUUACCUUGCUGAAUGUGUCUUUAUUGUGAAAAGUAAGUCUUAUUUUGUGCAAAUAUAAUAAUUGGGAAUGUAAGCAUCGUUAAUGUAUUUUUUUUUGAUAGUUUUCAAGUUAUAAAUGUGAGUAACGGUACAAAGUGUGAAUACUCAUUGCCAUAAAGCAGAACUCUGUUUAUUUUAUGCUCUUAUCUCUUGUUUGUGGGUGUAAUUGAUGCAAUACCUGUAUUUUCAUGUUGUGUUUCACCGUCACUGUUACUUUGUGCCCUGAAUUGCUUUGUCACAGCAGGAAAAAGACAAGUCAUGAAUUUGCAAAUAUUUGAGUGUCAGCAGCACUGAUGUUUGUCGUUUCAGAUCAUCAAUCCUACAGAUGUUACCGGAUGAAAGGUUGCCAUGUAAUAUAAAAAUUCUAAUUUUCGUUAAUGUAUCUUUGUGGGGGGUUUUUUAUGUUUUUUGCUGAGCUCUGUCACAUCAGGAGUGUAUUUAAUUUAUGGUGAGACAAAUGAUACUGGAAACAGAUCAGAAAACGAUUUGAUUGUUUGGGUCGUUCAUACGUUGGAUUCCGGUCGCUUAGCGAAGCCUGGAGGCAAUAAACUGCUGUGGGUUACAACACAUGAA